Messenger RNA from Rotaria sordida, 1203 nucleotides. Lineage: Eukaryota; Metazoa; Rotifera; Eurotatoria; Philodinida; Philodinidae. The record is from the annotation of a GenBank genome assembly.
UUUUUUAAUUAAUACAAAACGAAAUUUUAUCAAAUAUGUUACGAUUUACAAAGAUCCCUUCUUAUGCUAUAUCCGCGAAUGUGGACUGCGCCCACUAGAUCGUACGGUCAUAGAAAGGGUGUGGGGUGUGAAUGUGGGGUGUGGGUGUGGACUCAAAUGAAAAAUAGUCACACCGCACACCGACACUCACACCCUCAAGAGAGUUUAUAAGCCGAUGACAUAGUUUUACAAUGAAUGAGUUCUAGAAAACAAACAUAAGGCUUGAGUUGAUUGUUGAUUCUCCGUUCUACGUUUUUUUUUGAGUAUUCAAUGAAAAAUAAACUCUAUUAUUGAUAGGUGUACACAAUCAAACCAAUAAGGAAUAACUGCCAAUUCCCAAACGAUUGGUUAAUUAUAUUUCUUCAGAUUGUACGUAAGAUUUCGAAUAAUGAAAAAAAAAACAAAUCAAUAUCUUCUUAUUUUCUAGUUCUUCCAACAUUUUCUGAAGGCAAAGGAUUUGGAGAUGGAAGAAGUGGUGGUGGUGGUUUUAAAGUUGGUUCUAAAGGAUCAGGAACAUUUGGUGGAGCAUCAAGUUAUAGUCGAGGAAAUAGUUAUAGAUCUCCUAUGAAUCAACCUCGUUCGGGUAGUGGUUUUAAAAGUAAAACUAUUAGUUUUGCUGCUGGAGCUGCUGGUGGUAUAGCAGCAUAUUCAUUGAUGAGAUCAAUGUCAGGUUCAUAUCAUUCUCGACCUGCUGGUUAUUAUGGUCCAGGUUAUGGAACUGGAGCAACUUGUGUAAAUAAUGAAGAUAUGAAUGGUACCGUUUUUGGACAAUUUCGUUGUCCAUUGUAUGGAUUUCCGCCUGAAGCAAAAUAUUGUUGUGGUGAAUAUGGAAAACAAUUUUGUUGUAUACCUGAUAGACGAAGUAGUUUUUUUACUAAAGCUUCACAUUUUGGAUGGAUUGUUAUAGUUAUAAUAAUAUUUAUUAUUGUUACACUACUUUGGAUUCGUUGUCGUCGACGUCGACAAAAAGAUGUUGUAAUGAUACCAACAGACCCACCCAUGCAUCAAGACUAUGAACCACCACCUUUUUAUCGUCCACCACCAGCACGUAAUGAAAAUCCAUAUGGAAUUCCACCACAAAAUCAAUCAGCAAAUUUUAAUCCAUAUGCACAACAAUCUCAUAUGCCAUAUCCACCUCAACAACAACCAUUUAAUCCAUAUUAA